Tilletiaria anomala UBC 951 is the source of this 1299-nucleotide messenger RNA. RefSeq lists its product as uncharacterized. Lineage: Eukaryota; Fungi; Basidiomycota; Exobasidiomycetes; Georgefischeriales; Tilletiariaceae. Bases 101 to 1093 code for a protein of 330 amino acids. Gene Ontology annotation, cellular component: Cul4-RING E3 ubiquitin ligase complex. The record is from RefSeq and is a predicted model, not a curated record. Gene Ontology annotation, molecular function: protein binding. The transcript is spliced from 2 exons.
CAUGGUGACAUCCUCGUUGUCCACAACGGGCAUCUUGUGUUCGCAGCGAACGUUUCAAAGGAGCGCAUAAUGCUUCGCCAGGAGGUUUUGAGCGAGUGGGAUGCAACGAUAUGGGAUGGGGAUACCAGAGGGGAAGGUGCGAUAUCUGAUAAUUGCAGAUAUGUCGCGAAGAGUGGGUGCCAUCGAUGAUUCUUCAUUUCGCGUCGGCACUGGGCUGACGCAUGAAAGUUAUUUGGCACUUCCCUCAGUAUCCCAUCACAUAGUACGCGUGUUCGAGAUCUUUCUCGACGUGGAGCAACGCUGCUCGUGGCGGUUGAUUGCACAGCUUCGGACUCGUCUAGGGACAGCGAAGGUUGCGAGCGACCCCACCGCCGUUCAAGUCACGAACGAGGGGACAGUCUUCAUCGGCUUUCGCAACGGAGUAGUGCAAGCCUGGCAUAUCGCCUUUGAUUCUGCUCAUGGCGGUGGUGGCAAACAUACCGCCGUGCUCGAUUGGCAGCUGGCCGGGAAAGAGAAUUUGGCAACGAUCACAAAGUUGGAUGUGCUCUACAACCCGGUCGCAUGCAGGCAAGAGCUGCUCAUCGCUGAGAUCAACGGGGGGUUGAGCCUGUGGGAUGUGACGGAGCCACGCGAACGUCGAUGCAUUGUGACGGCCUCGCCCGCUGCCUUUCCGCGAAGACUGCUCGACUUCGAAGGCCACCAGAAUGAAUAUUCAUUCACACUGCCGCUCAUCACACAUGCUCACUUACGCCUUAUGGCGGCUCUGGGAGCAGAUGGCCGGCUCAGGAUAUGGUCGCUAGACCGAUCACGGCCACUCAAUGAUGAUCCUGAGCUGGUUUCUGACACAACGCAUGGCGACCGAAGUCAUCUGCGUGAUCCGCAGAAAAGGAGGGGAAUGGAAAAGGAAGACAGCGAUGGAAAAGAGUUGCAGGUGGGCAAGUAUCUUAACCAAUGUGAUGCGCCGAAGCGGCUGUGCACGCUCUGUUGGGUACCCAGGGAUGCGACCUCGGACGCAAAGGGGGCCUACAUUGAAGAUCUGCCUGCGUUGGCGAUCGUCAUACCAAGCAGGUGUGUGGUAUACAUUGCAGAGUGAUCAAUCCAGGCGCGCACAAUCGACACCCGACACCUACCUCACCGUAGACGCCACCGCUUUCAAACGAUCUCCCCUGCUCCAGAGUGAAGUGACGUUGUCUAUAGAUGAAAAGUAGCUCGUGCUUGAAUCUUUGAUGUUUGCAGCCGUCCCUUUAUAUAUAUAUCGAUGCUGUCAAGUGUAGCAAUACCGCUUCUCUGUAGAUAAAC